AAUAAAAUCUCAGUCCUUUCAUCCUAUUCCUAACCAAGGAGACACGAUUGAAAGGUCUGGGCACGGGAGAGAAUCGGACUGUUGUACGGAAAAUUCAGUACGUGCUCCUGCCGUCGAUAGGGCUUCGGGUUCAGUGGAAGAAGAGAUAUAAAAUUAUCUAGCCUCUUUCUCUCCCCGAAACUGUUUUUAUUUUUCAUCUGCUUGGAAAGAGACGUGAUAUGAAAACAUGGUGGAAGUAGACACGAAGGACCUUGGAUUUAAGUGGGGUAAACAGAGAGGAGUUGGAGGGAAAGAUAAAAAGGUCCGGUUUUUUCAGUCUUUCUCCUAUGGCAGCGUAGAGUAUGCUCUUUAUGAUUGCGUUUAUCUGUAUGGAGAAGGAGAAACUGAACCUUAUAUUGGUAAGCUUAUAAAAAUAUGGGAGAAUCCUGACAAGACAAAGAAAGUAAAGGUUUUGUGGUUUUUCCGCCCAUGCGAAAUUCAAUAUUAUGUUGGGGUUGAAGACACAGCCAAAGAUGAGUUGUUUUUGGCUUCAGGAGAAGGUGCAGGCCUUGCAAAUGUUAAUCCUUUGGAAGCAAUUGUUGGAAAAUGCAAUGUUGUUUGCACCUCAAAGGACAGUAGAAAUCCGCAACCUUCAGAAGAACAACUUGGGACAGCUGACUUUAUAUUUUACCGUGUCUUUGAUGUUGGGCACUGCAGAAUCCUGGAUAAGAUAGAGGAGAAAGUUGCUGGGAUUGAAGUGAAAUUUAUAUUUAAUAGAGCGGAUGUUUAGAGCCCUAUGCUGCUCUGAAGCCUGAUCCAGACAAGAAAUAGCUGGAGUAAGUGGUAAUGCUGUGUGUAGCGAGGAAUGAUGAGACGAAGCUGUGAAUUUAAGAUUCAUAAUUUGGAGUACUAGUACUGCAUUCUAAAAGCACUUGAGCAGAAUUAAAGCUCUGAUGGCAAACACAAUAUAUGUUGUAAAAAUAAGUUUUUGCAGGCAUUCUGGCACUGCGUCCUUUUAAUUUAGUGGGUAUUGUCAUGAU
Molecule: messenger RNA, 1019 nt
Organism: Juglans microcarpa x Juglans regia
Lineage: Eukaryota; Viridiplantae; Streptophyta; Magnoliopsida; Fagales; Juglandaceae
Product: protein ANTI-SILENCING 1-like
Exons: 4
Coding region: 227-769 (180 amino acids)
Molecular function (GO): RNA binding; chromatin binding
Source: RefSeq, a predicted model, not a curated record